Molecule: messenger RNA, 1581 nt
Organism: Saccostrea cuccullata (small rock oyster)
Lineage: Eukaryota; Metazoa; Mollusca; Bivalvia; Ostreida; Ostreidae
Exons: 1
Coding region: 1-1581 (526 amino acids)
Source: RefSeq, a predicted model, not a curated record
AUGUUAUAUGAUAGACAACAAGGUGACCUUCGAUCUACGGACCAGGGUAACAGACUUGUGAUGAUGUUAUAUGAUAGACAACAAGGUGACCUUCGAUCUACGGACCAGGGUAACAGACUUGUGAUGGUGUUAUAUGAUAGACAACAAGGUGACCUUCGAUCUACGGACCAGGGUAACAGACUUGUGAUGAUGUUAUAUGAUAGACAACAAGGUGACCUUCGAUCUACGGACCAGGGUAACAGACUUGUGAUGAUGUUAUAUGAUAGACAACAAGGUGACCUUCGAUCUACGGACCAGGGUAAGAGACUUGUGAUGAUGUUAUAUGAUAGACAACAAGGUGACCUUCGAUCUACGGACCAGGGUAAGAGACUUGUGAUGAUGUUAUAUGAUAGACAACAAGGUGACCUUCGAUCUACGGACCAGGGUAACAGACUUGUGAUGGUGUUAUAUGAUAGACAACAAGGUGACCUUCGAUCUACGGACCAGGGUAACAGACUUGUGAUGAUGUUAUAUGAUAGACAACAAGGUGACCUUCGAUCUACGGACCAGGGUAACAGACUUGUGAUGCUGUUAUAUGAUAGACAACAAGGUGACCUUCGAUCUACGGACCAGGGUAACAGACUUGUGAUGCUGUUAUAUGAUAGACAACAAUGUGACCUUCGAUCUACGGACCAGGGUAACAGACUUGUGAUGGUGUUAUAUGAUAGACAACAAGGUGACCUUCGAUCUACGGACCAGGGUAGCAGACUUGUGAUGGUGUUAUAUGAUAGACAACAAGGUGACCUUCGAUCUACGGACCAGGGUAACAGACUUGUGAUGCUGUUAUAUGAUAGACAACAAGGUGACCUUCGAUCUACGGACCAGGGUAACAGACUUGUGAUGCUGUUAUAUGAUAGACAACAAGGUGACCUUCGAUCUACGGACCAGGGUAACAGACUUGUGAUGGUGUUAUAUGAUAGACAACAAGGUGACCUUCGAUCUACGGACCAGGGUAACAGACUUGUGAUGGUGUUAUAUGAUAGACAACAAGGUGACCUUCGAUCUACGGACCAGGGUAAGAGACUUGUGAUGGUGUUAUAUGAUAGACAACAAGGUGACCUUCGAUCUACGGACCAGGGUAGCAGACUUGUGAUGGUGUUAUAUGAUAGACAACAAUGUGACCUUCGAUCUACGGACCAGGGUAACAGACUUGUGAUGGUGUUAUAUGAUAGACAACAAGGUGACCUUCGAUCUACGGACCAGGGUAGCAGACUUGUGAUGGUGUUAUAUGAUAGACAACAAGGUGACCUUCGAUAUACGGACCAGGGUAACAGACUUGUGAUGGUGUUAUAUGAUAGACAACAAGGUGACCUUCGAUCUACGGACCAGGGUAACAGACUUGUGAUGGUGUUAUAUGAUAGACAACAAGGUGACCGUCAAUAUACGGACCAGGGUAACAGACUUGUGAUGGUGUUAUAUGAUAGACAACAAGGUGACCUUCGAUCUACGGACCAGGGUAACAGACUUGUGAUGGUGUUAUAUGAUAGACAACAAGGUGACCUUCGAUCUACGGACCAGGGUAACAGACUUGUGAUGGUGUAA